UGCUUUUUAGUUAAGAGAAACCGGACUGGAAAUGUUGCGGAUUUUCAUAUUUGUAAUUUUGAUAACAUGUGCAAGUGGAUCCUGGAAAAAAGGCGUCGCUGCGUAUGCACCAAAGUUACUGUGUGAUGAUUUCAAAGCACUCAGCAAUAUAUCGUGGUGGUACGACUGGUCAAGUAAUCUUGACCGAUAUGAUCAUGCAAGGACGUUAAACAACUGCCCACCCAAUAUGGACAUGGCUCCCAUGCACGUGCCGAUGAUAAAGAAAAUGUGGAAAAAUGGUACACAUCCAACACUCUCACCGGGAGCCAAGUACGUCUUAGGCUACAACGAACCCGAUCAUGCAGAUCAGGCGGACAUGACCCCGAAACAGGCGGCGGAUUUCUGGCCGGAGGUGGAGCGGCUGGCGGCGGGGCUUCCCCUGAUUUCACCUGUAACGGCCGGACAGGACUUCCCUUGGCUGGAUGAGUUCUUUCGCCUUUGCCACAACUGUCGCGUGGAUUAUAUCGGCGCUCAUUUAUAUAGGUGUAAUGCGGACGAGAUAAUGACGUUCGUUCAGAAGCUGCACAACCGCUAUCACAAGAAGGUGUGGCUCACGGAGUUUGCGUGUCCCUACACGACGGACGAGAACGCCCAGCUCCACCUUAUGCAGACAUUGCUACCCCGACUGGAGGCUGCACACUACGUAUACAGGUACGCGUGGUUCUCGGCUCGACCUAAGGGGACUGCGUUUGUCACCCACUCGGCAAGCCUGCUCGACAGAAACUCUUCAACCCUGACAAAAAUAGGGCGCUUCUAUAAUGACUUUCAGCCAAGCGGAGCCGCACAUAUUGUUGGCUAGCAUACGCCGUAUAUCAAAAAGAUAAAACACAUGAAUAAAGGUGUAUAUGUAUUUAAUCUUUGCAUAUUUCCUCUUUUUUAAUUGUUCUAGAUCGUUUCCAUUUCUAGUGUUUUAUUUUACGAGAUUUUAUAAUCGAGCAAUAUAUUAAAUUCGAAAAUAUCA
Messenger RNA from Mya arenaria, 1000 nucleotides. RefSeq lists its product as uncharacterized. The record is from RefSeq and is a predicted model, not a curated record. The transcript is spliced from 4 exons. Lineage: Eukaryota; Metazoa; Mollusca; Bivalvia; Myida; Myidae. The coding region runs from base 32 to 838 and encodes 268 amino acids.